GUCUCGACGAAGGAAGCCGCGCGCAGGGCUGCUUGAGAGACUUUGCGACUUGAGGAGGGGGUAUCGGUUCUGUCAUCGUUGGUUCACUACUCGUGGCUUGAGCAGCUAUCCACCCAUCACCACGAGGAGGUCAUGACAGCAACGAUGUCGAUGGAGACGCCGCUGGAGAGGGCGUAAGGGGAGAGCGAACAAGCCGGGUUCGUCGCCGCGCGCGCAGUUGUACGAUGACGACGAGUGAGCCACGGGCGGCACAGCGACCGACGAGGCAUGCGCGGCGAUUUUGACCUUGUUGGCCAUGAUCUCCUCACUUGCCAGGAUCGGCAUCUCUGGGUACGACGUCCUAAAGGCCUUCUUGAGAUGUGGCACAGUAGGGGCGGAGAAGAGGCCGCCGAUGACGUUGAGCAGGCUCAAGGAGGCGAAGACGUCGGCUUUGAACGUGUUGGACCAUUUCUCUCCAUGGUCAACGACGCUGCAGGUGUAUGGCUCUCCCGCACGCUUGCAGGGAGCACAAGCAAAGGUCGCCUUCUUGCCCUUCUUGGCCUUGUCAGGGUCCUCGACGAAGAUCCUGCACAGCUCACCGUUGCGCACGCACCUUGCGCAGGGACGGACGUGAGCAGGGGCGCCGCCGGAGGAGGGGUGGAACAAGAUCUUGUCCUUGCCGGGACUGUUGAUGUCGUAGAAGUCGAGGACGUAGUAUCCCCACUUCACCAUCCUCUGCUUCUCGGGCAGGACCAAGUCGAGGAAGGGCGCUGGUACCUCGAGCUGGUCCAAGCGCGCAGCCACGCCUGCCUCGUCCCACGGGCGGUCCUCGAGUCGCACCUGCUGGGGCUGCAGGUGGUACCUCCGGCGCAGGACUUUCUCGAGCCUCUGGUGCAACAGCCGCUGGUCGAGGGCGGUGAACGCAGAGGCCGCAUCGCUCGGGGCAGAUGAGCAGGCAGAGGCUUCCCCGACGACGCUGCCAGACUCGGCGGUCUC
Molecule: messenger RNA, 975 nt
Organism: Jaminaea rosea
Lineage: Eukaryota; Fungi; Basidiomycota; Exobasidiomycetes; Microstromatales
Exons: 1
Coding region: 268-930 (220 amino acids)
Source: RefSeq, a predicted model, not a curated record